Messenger RNA from Pseudoliparis swirei, 2069 nucleotides. Its product is annotated as CD82 antigen-like. The record is from RefSeq and is a predicted model, not a curated record. The coding region runs from base 266 to 1033 and encodes 255 amino acids. NCBI's taxonomy places the organism in Eukaryota, Metazoa, Chordata, Actinopteri, Perciformes, Liparidae. The transcript is spliced from 10 exons. Gene Ontology annotation, cellular component: membrane.
CUCCUCGCGCUUCACUUCGCAGACUCCGCUGCUGCCGCUUCGUCGUGUCGAGCCGCAGGUCCCUCCGUCCGACCCGCAGCCCGACCUCCACGCGCACAGGACCGGCUCCACAGCGACCCCCCCACCGAGAGUCCACCGACCCCCCCACACACCACUUCUAUACAACCAGAGGAUUCGCCCCUGGUGGCCAGGAGAGAGAAUACUUGAGGCUUCAAGACGGCAGUCCAUGACUCGAUGUGACAUCACGUGACAAACAGCCAGCAUCAUGGGGAAAGGCUGCCUGACGGCGACCAAGUACUUCCUGUUCCUCUUCAACCUCAUCUUCUUUCUCUGCGGCGCCGUCAUCAUGGGCUUCGGUCUGUGGCUCCUGCUGGACAACCAGAGCUUCAUCGUGGUCCUGAAUAACUCCACGUCGGUGAAGGUGGCGUGCUACAUCCUGAUUGGCGUCGGGGCGUUUUCCAUGCUCAUGGGCUUCCUCGGCUGCCUGGGGGCCAUUUAUGAGAUCCGCUGUCUGCUCGGCCUGUACUUCACCUGCCUGCUGCUGAUCCUCAUCGCGCAGGUGGUAGCCGGCGCGCUCAUCUACUUCCAGAAGGACGUGUUACACGAAGAGACGUCCAAGAUCGUCACCAAGGUGCUGGACGACUACCCCGGCAACAACUCCGCCACGGAGCAGGCCUGGGACUUCAUCCAGAGGACUAUGCUGUGCUGCGGCUGGACCGGCCGUGUGGACUGGAGCGGCAACCAGUUGAUCGUGAACAGCUCCCAGCUGCUGUUCCCCUGCUCCUGCCAGAACGCCUCUCUGGCCUCGGGGAACGUCUCCCACAGCGGCUUCUGCGAGGCGCCGACGGCCGACUGGCCCGUCUACGAGGCGGGUUGCGCCGCCAGCGUGGAGAGCUGGCUCUUCACCAACAUCGGGGUGGUGCUGGGCAUCUGCCUCGGCGUGGCUCUGAUUGAGCUGCUGGGGAUGGUCUUGUCCAUCUGCUUGUGCAGGAACGUUCACACAGAGGAAUACACCAAAGUGCCCAAGUACUAACUGGUUGAACUGGGCGGAAACACAGGAGGAGAAGCAGAGUAAAAUAAUGCGUUUGUUUCCUUUCCCUGGAUUUCACCCACAACAUUCUGUCCAAAUGUAAAAUAAUUAUAUUUCUCGUUAGUUUAUCCUUUUUGAGGCACUUCUUCUUUUUUUCUUCGCAGCACUUUAGAGUCUCUUUGGACCAGAGCCGUGCUCAACGUGUUUUUGGUUUAAACAUUUUUUUUAGAGGAACUCACCUGUAAAUUAUCACUUCACGGUUUUAGUUUUCCCGCCCAAAAAAUGCGAAGAGAAAUCACGUUGAAAUCGAGCGACGUGGUUUCAGUGGGAACUUAAACCCUCUGUGUGGCGUUUAUUCUGUAUUUUGUUCCUUUUUUAAAAAAAUACACCAGCGUUUUGAGUUAUUGUGAAAUUAUUUGAGUACUUUGUAUAUAAUUUAAGUUUAUGUGUGUGAAUUUGAAUCCCAUACAUUGUGCCAGGGUUUUUCUUUAGCAGCGCUUUGCUUGAUUUUUGUUUUGAAAAAUAAACAUAGAAAUAAUGAGAAACUAAAGAGGAAGAUUUAUGAUGCCGUUUCUUUUAAAGCAUCUCUCAGUUUACAAUUGUCUCUGACGACAAGCAAGAGAACGUUUUUCUUUUUUAAAAGUUGCUUUUAGUUUAUAUUUUAUCCACUUUAAUGAGAAAAAAAACAGUUUGAGGAGUGAAAUAUUUCUUUUAACCAUUUUUUUUUUAAAAGUAUGAGGAAAAGGGGACAAUUAUUUUGGAGCUGAAGACAUAUUUUUUGGGAGAUCCAUCUUGGAAAUUUGUUUAUAGAGAAAAAUCAUUUGAAAUUCAUUUAUGUAAAAUUUUUAACUUUAAGCCGAGAUGUUUUGGUGUUUUUAUAAUGUACAAAAUCCACCUUCCUGUUUCUUUGAUGUACAGUGUAUGAAAAACAUCCCAAUAACCGUGUCGUAGUUUCUAAAAGACGUCACUCGACGACUUCUGGUAGCUGGAUUAGUUUGUAACAUUCUUUCAUUUUGCCAAUAAAAAGAUUACAGCAGUU